GUCCGCGGUGUGUGUCCGCCGUAAAGCGGCGCUCUCCGGGUUUCCCAGGCGGAGAAGAUGGCGGCUCCUGUACCGGGGGAGUACUUCAGCGUGGGCAGCAGCGUCUCCUGCCUCACCUGCCUGGGCCAGCGCCUGCAGGGAGAGGUGGUGGCCUUCGACUACCAGACCAAGAUGUUAACUCUGAAAUGUGCUUCCUCCAGCGGCAAGCCCAACCUCAACGACGUCAUCCUGGUGAACUUAGCCUACGUUUCAGACGUGGAAAUUCUUACUGACCGCACUGAGACUCCACCUCCUCUAGCAUCUUUGAAUGUGAGCAAGCUUGCCAAUCGGGCGAGGACGGAAAAGGAAGACAAGUUAUCCCAAGCCUAUGCAAUCAGCGCUGGGGUUUCAGUCGAGGGCCAGCAACUAUUCCAGACUAUACAUAAAACCAUCAAAGACUGUAAAUGGCAGGAGAAGAACAUUAUUGUGAUGGAUGACGUCGUAAUCUCGCCGCCGUAUCAGGUGGAGAACUGCAAAGGCAAAGAGGGAAGCGCUUUAAGUCAUAUACGCAAAAUUGUCGAGAAACAUUUUAGAGAUGUGGAAACUCAGAAGUCGAUGCAGCGUUCACAAGCACAGCAAACACAGAAGGACUCGUCGUUAUCCUCCUGAGGCGGGCGCGGCGGGCGUAGAUCGCCCAGAGAGGGCACCGCGGGCAUCAGCGCCCCGAGAGCCGGGCGAGAACGGCGCUCCUCUCUCUCAUCCUCCUCCCUUUCAGCGCCGCAGUCAGAGGGCAGGGGGGUACCAAGACCCCAGGGUCUUCAAGAUCAAACAAAAACAAAUAAAAAAAAAAACUAAAAAAAAAAGAUAAAUCAGAAAAAGUGAGGGUGAAAAGAGUUCAUUCUAAAUUAGAUUUAUAAAGAUAAUUUAAAAUACCAACUAUUAAGCAACCCAUAGUUUUCCUGACUAAUUCCCAGCUCUCUCUCUCUCUCUCUCUCUCUCUCUCUCUCUCUCUCUCUCUCUCUCUCUCUCUCUCUCUCUCUCUCUCUCUCUCUCUCUCUCUCUCACUCUCUCACUCUCUCUCACUCUCAUUUUCAUCCCUCUUUCGCCUUCAAUUCCAUUUUGUCGAAAAAGGAAAAAAACAGCAGUCAGAGAAGCUUGUUUAGCUGCUUUUUUUUUUUUUUUUUUUUUUUUCUUCCCUCCCCCAUCCCCCAGAUUUUCCUUUUUUUUCCUGUCUUCAUGUUCUACAUGUCUGUAUUUUCCGUAUUUUAAACGAAACAAAUGUGACUUGAAAUGCCACACUUUAAAGAAAAAGAAAAAAAACGGACAUUUUCUAAAAUAAAAGUAACAAAAAUUCUGACUGUAAUGCUGUAAUUUUCACCACUUUUUGCAAAAUGCUUCUAAUACAAAAGCUUUAAUCUGUUCCUGGAAAAGAAACGCCGGACACUUUCUCAUAACACCUGCUGUUCCUUUGAACAUAUGCAGGUUUGUGCCGGACAUCAUACUGACGUAUGACGUGGUCAGCGCUUUGAAUUGUUUUUAGUCUAUUUUAUGUGGUGUUUGUCUUUUACUCAACAGGUUGAACGUUUGGAAGCAACGCUAACAUUAUGAAAAAUUACUACAACCCCAAUUCCAAUGAAGUUGGGACAUUGUGUAAAACAUAAAUAAAAACAUAAUACAAUGAUUUGGAAA
This is a messenger RNA of Pygocentrus nattereri (red-bellied piranha), 1668 nucleotides long. RefSeq names its product LSM12 homolog b (gene lsm12b). The transcript is spliced from 5 exons. NCBI's taxonomy places the organism in Eukaryota, Metazoa, Chordata, Actinopteri, Characiformes, Serrasalmidae. Bases 58 to 648 code for a protein of 196 amino acids. The record is from RefSeq and is a predicted model, not a curated record. Gene Ontology annotation, molecular function: RNA binding.